Messenger RNA from Liolophura sinensis, 3854 nucleotides. RefSeq names its product protein PALS2-like. Gene Ontology annotation, molecular function: protein binding. NCBI's taxonomy places the organism in Eukaryota, Metazoa, Mollusca, Polyplacophora, Chitonida, Chitonidae. The record is from RefSeq and is a predicted model, not a curated record. The coding region runs from base 96 to 1775 and encodes 559 amino acids. The transcript has 15 exons.
GAAAAACUCGGACAGGUGCUUGGCCGCGUCUUAGAAGUGUUACGCUUCGGCUUUUUCGACAGGUUUGUGGCUGAGUGUGUUGAUGUGUUGUGAUCAUGCCAGCUGCCACCACAGAUACCGGCCUGGUGGCCGUUCGUCAGGUGAGGUCUAACCUAGAGGGCAUAGGCGAGAGAGUGGAUGCUGAUAGAGCAGAUAUUGCCUUCCUCAAGAAAUUCUUUAACGACAUAGCCUUAGAGUCACUGGUGCAGGUCCAUGAUCAAUUGGAAGAGAAUGAAUUCCUGACCCCACACCGAGAGUCCUCGCAGCUGGCGUCAGACACGUUGGAAGCCCUCCGUCACCACAUGGACAACCAGGAUGCUGAGGAGCUCAAGGACCUGCUUACCUCCCCUCAUUUUGAUGCCUUGUUAACUGCUCACGAUCAAGUGGCAGAGAAAGAUUUUGAGUACGAACCAGAGACCAUCCAGUUGUCUGCCCCUUUUCCACCAGGAAUUCCGUCCCAGACUGACAUCAGAGUUGUCGGCAUUCGGAAAGCGAAGACAGAGCCCCUGGGUGUAACAGUAAAGGUUGAUGAGAACAUGGAAUUGGUGAUCGCCAGAAUCAUGGCCGGCAGCAUGAUUGACAGACAAGGCUUACUGCACGUGGGUGACAUCAUCCGUGAAGUGAACAAUCAGGAGGUACAUACCCCAGAGCAGCUGAUGGACAUCGUCAGACUCUCGCCCAACACCGUCACAUUCAAAAUCAUUCCUAACUAUGACGUUCAGCAAUACCAAACCAAGGUCUACAUGAAGACCCACUUCAACUAUGACCCACUUAAAGAUCGCCUCAUUCCUUGUAAAGAAGCUGGGCUUCCAUUCCGUGAUGGAGACAUCCUCGAGAUCUUGUGCUCGGACGAUGCAAACUGGUGGCAGGCGCGCAUUGUGGACAGCGACAAUCCGUCGGGUCUAAUCCCGUCCCAGACACUGGAGGAGAGACGUAAAGCCUUUGUCAGGCCGGAAUAUGAUUACUCCAAGAGUUUGUUGUGUGGGUUUACAAGAAGAAAGAAGAAGAAGACCAUGUACACAUCCAAACAGAACUCAGAGUUUGACCAGUGUGAGAUGAUGGUGUAUGAGGAGGUGACCAAGAUGCCGCCAUUCAAGAGAAAAACCCUCGUCCUGGUCGGUGCCUCGGGCGUAGGCAGACGUGCGCUCAAAGAGAGGCUUAUCAAAAUGGAGCCACAGAAGUUUGGAUCUGCCAUGCCUCACACGUCGCGUGCACCGCGAGCAGGAGAGGAGCAUGGGAAGGGUUACUACUUCACGGACCGAGAGACCAUGCAGAAGGACAUCGCUAACGACAUGUACCUGGAGUACGGAGAGUUUAAUGGUAAUCUGUACGGGACUCACCUGGACACGAUCCACGAGGUCAUCAAGUCUGGCAAGAUGUGCGUGCUGGAUGUUAAUCCCACAUCUCUGAAAGUGCUGAAGACCUCUGAGUUCAUGCCAUUCAUCGUUUUCCUGGCAGCCCCAAGUGUGGAAGCUUUGCGCGACAUGUACGAAGAGGGACAGCGGAGAGGCAUGACCAAAAAGAGCGCCAGUACACCGGGUGCAGUGGAGUUCAAAACGGAAGAAGACUUCUUGAACACGAUUCAGGAAAGUGCCGACAUAGAGAGAGUCUACAAGACGUAUUUCGAUCAGACGAUCGUCAAUGAUAACUUUGACGAAACCUAUCGCACCUUAAAGAAAGCUCUGAAUGAAUUCACGCACGAGACACAGUGGGUUCCAGUGAAUUGGGUUUACUAAAAUCUGAUUGAACAGAUGAGGUCAUGUGAUCCGCAUAGGAAGCCACCCGAUUGGUUGCCAUCAAAUUUUGACAUACCACCUUUGAACCCCACACAUUUCAUGUCAUAUUACUAUUUCAUGUGAGUUGGGUUUACUGAAGUUUGACUGGACACAUGUGGGCAUGUGAUCAGCACAAGAAGCCACCUGAUUGGUUGCCAUCGGAUUAUGUUAUCAUCACUGGAGCCACCCCCAAUGGUUACUUCAUGUGACUUGUUUCCUAGAAACCAUUUUCAUUGCCUUGUACAUGUAGCUAUCACUUAAGCUGUUUAACUGGCUAUUUCAUGUCAUAUGAUCAACAAACCAUGCAGCUGAUUUAAUGGGUUAUUAUGUGUGUUGCCAGAAAUUGAAGACAGUUUUUUUUCUUUCCACUCACAAAAUUAAAAGGAACCAAGAGGAAUGUUAUGUAUUAUAUUUAUAUACUGGCUCAUCCAGGCUUUGCUGUUUACACUGGUUUUUGGACCACAGAGGAAAAGUUUGUCCGUGACUUGCCAAAAGUCGGUUGUUUACCCUAAGCUUUCCAGUCAACGCCCCCUCCCCCCCCCCAAACCAUCCAAUUAAACUGACCACCAUUGUUUAAGUGAAAAAUUCUUAAGUGUGGCGUUAAACAACAAUCAGAUAAAUAAAUGAAUAGUGGACCACAAAAUUGUUAUCUAUUUUAAAUGAUUAUUAUAUAAUGACUGACGAUUUGACCCGCAGAAAUCUAUAUAGUUGAAAACUGGUCAGGAAACAUUAUUACCCUGUUUCUAGUUUGCAUUUAUAGCAAAAUGUUGGACAUAAGUAUGUGUUAAACUUGAUUUCUACGAGCUCAGAAUUUCGUUAAAGUUUGGAUAUCGAGGGGUGUAGUGUGGCAAGGGGAUACGUGAAAGUGUCUGAAUAAUUAGAGAGUCUGAAGAAUAAGGAGAAGUCUGGUAGUUGUAGUGGAACUCCAUACUUCCCCAAGUUGAUAUGCAUGAAUAUGUACAUGAUGAUUAUGAUCACUUCACCAGAAAGUAUAGGUGUGAAGACAUUUUUGUAAGGUUUUAUUUUUUGCCUGCAUUUUGAUGGAAGACUUUGCCACAUGACAAUCAGACAUGGGAAAACCGAUACCAUUAAACGGAGAUCAAUGACAGUAUCAUGUUGUUCUGCGACAUUUUACAAUGAAAAAUGUGACGUGGUCUUGGUUUGUAAUUUAUUAAUAUCAAGGCAAAAUAAAUCACAGGGUUCAUAUUGACUAGAAAAUGAAGAUGGGAAAGUUUGAACUGGUGUUGAUGUAUAUAUAACUAUAUUCUAUUGCUAAGUUGUGAGUGAAACAUUUUGUAUAUACAAAUUUUACCAACUGUUAUUAUGAAAUGUGUUCAAUCUUCAUAAAUGGAUGAAAUGUAUUAAAAGUCUAACAGUCUUGUGGCUGUGACAAUUGAAACCCUCCUAAAUUAAAAAAGCAAUUAUGCAAAUGAAUGUUAAUUAAUAUCUUGUUCCAAAUAACAUGAGAAGGCAGUUAAUGUAAUUUACACAUAGCCUCAUGUACCAUUAUCCAUUAUUGCACACAUAAAUAUGUAUAUUAUCUCAGUAUUUAAAUACAUGCUUGUGAGCUAAAAUUUACAUCUGUAAAAUGUAAUAAUGCUAUUAGUGGGUUAUCAUGGGGAAUAUGGCUGUUCUUUCUACAAUGGUUGUGAAAAAGUGAGGUGUUAUUUCUACGAGCUUGUUGUGAAGCAUAUUUAGUAUCUAUUUCCUGGCACAAGAAUGUUAUUUUUUUAUAAACUCGAUAUUGAUGGUCUUCUGUAGUGCCAGAACUUUGUUUACAGUUGGAUUAAUGUUCAAUCACAAGAACAAUAUUGUGAUGUUUUUUGUGAGUUCUAUCUGCUGGAAGUCUGCGCAUUCUUACCAUGAAAUACUUCAUGUAUUGUCAGUAUAUUUGACUAGAUUGGGACUGGUACUACUAUUGUUUGUUUUCUAUGGUAGGAGUGACAAGCAUUUAUUGGUUGUGGUAUGAAUGUAGGCUGCUUUAAAAACAUGCUGUUCAUUUUUCUUUUGGUCAUACGAAUAAAGGUGAAGAGAGCUUUA